Molecule: messenger RNA, 1462 nt
Organism: Aedes aegypti (yellow fever mosquito)
Lineage: Eukaryota; Metazoa; Arthropoda; Insecta; Diptera; Culicidae
Product: developmentally-regulated GTP-binding protein 2
Exons: 3
Coding region: 168-1259 (363 amino acids)
Biological process (GO): cytoplasmic translation
Cellular component (GO): cytoplasm
Molecular function (GO): GTPase activity; GTP binding
Source: RefSeq, a predicted model, not a curated record
CACCCGUUCUGUCACAGCUCAGUCGGUCGGUGCGUGUUUUUCAUCUUUCUUCGCCUCGUUCAUCGCGGAAUCGCGAUCCGUCGUAAUUUCCUUUCGGAAAAUCCAUUCAGAAUCGGUUCAUUUCCUCGUAUUUUUUGUGUAGCGCUUCGUUAAAGUGUCGCUCCAUCAUGGGUAUCCUGGAGAAAAUCUCCGACAUUGAAAAGGAAAUCGCCAAAACCCAAAAGAACAAAGCAACUGAAUACCACUUGGGAUUGUUGAAGGCGAAACUUGCCAAGUACCGGUCGCAGCUGCUCGAGCCCUCAAAGAAGGGCGAAAAGGGUGAGGGUUUCGAUGUGCUGAAAUCCGGCGACGCACGAAUUGCGCUGAUCGGGUUUCCCUCGGUGGGAAAGUCUACGUUGCUGUCGACGUUGACCAAAACGGAAUCCGAAGCGGCGAACUAUGAGUUCACCACGCUGACGUGUAUUCCGGGAGUAAUCGAGUACAAGGGAGCCAACAUCCAGCUGCUGGAUUUGCCGGGAAUCAUUGAAGGUGCCGCCCAGGGCAAGGGUCGUGGUCGGCAGGUUAUUGCCGUGGCCCGAACGGCGGAUCUGGUCCUGAUGAUGUUGGAUGCCACGAAGCCUAAUGUGCACCGCGAACUGCUGGAGUACGAGUUGGAAUCGGUGGGACUAAGACUGAACAAGAGGAAACCGAACAUCUACUUCAAGAUUAAGAAGGGAGGCGGCGUGAGCUUCAAUGCAACAUGCACCCUGACGAGAUGCAAUGAAAAGAUGGUCCAGACGAUUCUGCACUCGUUCAAGAUCUUCAACGCUGAGGUGCUGUUCCGAGAGGACUGCACUGAGGAUGAGUUCAUCGAUGUGGUCACGGGCAAUCGAAUCUACUUGCCGUGCAUUUACGUGUACAAUAAGAUCGAUCAGAUUUCGAUUGAGGAGGUGGAUCGUCUGGCUCGGCAGGAUUUCAGUGUGGUAGUUAGUUGUAAUAUGCAUCUAAACCUGGACUACCUGUUGGAGGUGCUGUGGGAGCACCUGAUGCUGAUUAGAGUGUACACCAAGAAGCCCGGCGCGCCUCCAGAUUUCGACGAUGGAUUGAUCCUGAGAAGGGGCGUAUCGGUUGAACACGUGUGUCACGCUAUCCAUCGAACCCUGGCCGAUCAAUUCAAGUACGCGCUGGUUUGGGGCACUUCGACGAAAUAUUCUCCCCAACGAGUCGGAAUUUCGCACAUUAUGCAAGACGAAGACGUUAUCCAAGUGGUGAAAAAGUAAAUCAGGUAUGUUCGUUCUGGGGCAGCAUCUUCUGGACUAUCGAUGCCUAUUUCAUGAUUUAUGCGGUUUUCCAAUUGAGAGCUGUUUGUGACUGCUAGACAAGCGAAACCAUCAAGGCGAGGGAUGUCGUUGGAAAUGAUAAACAGCGCACGAUAAGCAGUGGUUAAUCAUUUAUUAUUAUAAAGUAACUAUUAUGUAUCGAG